This is a messenger RNA of Arctia plantaginis, 225 nucleotides long. NCBI's taxonomy places the organism in Eukaryota, Metazoa, Arthropoda, Insecta, Lepidoptera, Erebidae. The record is from the annotation of a GenBank genome assembly.
AUGGUGAGCACGUGUAUCGUGACGCGCGUCGCGCGGUCUACUGGCGGGUUGGCGUUGGCCAGGCGUCGCCGCGUCAUGCCCACCUUCAGUCUGAAGCUCGGAACGCCUCGACCUCCCUCGCCCGCACCCGACAGCGCUCUGAGGACGUCGAUAGGCGGAGGUGGUAUGAAACAACGUGAAUUAUCGUCGCCACGUGGAUACAUAGCGCUCUCAGUACGUGAUUAA